AUUGCACCACAACCGGUAAGUCAAUUCAUUUCACCACCUGCAACGACUGUAAGAAAAGGAAAGAAAGCAGGUGUAGGCGAAGAGGAGAGGAGGCAGGAGACUAAAGAGGAGUCAGGAGACAGCAGGACACUGUAGAAAAGACACUGUUUAUAAACUGUAGACAGAAGAGAAGACAGGAAGUUGGAGACUGAAAGGAAAAGAGGAGAGGAGGCUGGAGACUGAAUAAAAGAGAGGAGGCUGGAGACUGAAUACAAGACAAACAUCUCUGUCAUGGAAGAACACACCCAUUCAGGUGACCCCCUCUCAGAUCUGAGGAUUGUGUUGCUAGGUAACCACCUAUCUGGGAAGAGUUCAUCAGGAAAUACCAUCCUGGGCAGAGAGGAGUUUGACCUGAGGACAUCUGCUCAGUGUGUGAAGAGACAGGGAGAAGUAGCAGGGAGGCAGGUCACUGUGGUCGACACUCCAGGAUGGAAUAAGAACCUCUCUGUACAGAGGACCCCUGACAUUAUCAAGAAAGAGAUCAUGCUCAGUGUGUCUCUGUGUCCCCCAGGACCCCACAUUCUUCUCCUGGUCAUACAGAGUUCAUCAUUCACUGAGGAAUACAGAAGAUCAAUAGAGGAACACCUGGGUCUUCUCAGUGAGCUGGUCUGGAGUCACACUAUAGUGUUGUUCACCUGGGGGGACUCUCUGGGAGACACAACCAUUGAACAGCACAUUGAGGGUGAAGGGAAGGACCUCCAGUGGCUUGUUGAGAAAUGUGGUAACAGGUAUCAUGUUCUCAACAAUAUGAACAGGGGUGAUGGAACUCAGGUCACAGAGCUGCUGGAGAAGAUAGAGGAGAUGGUGGCAGGAAACAGAGGAGGACAUUAUGAGAUAAACAGAGAGAUACUGCAGAAGAUAGAAGAGAGAAGGACGACAGACAAAGAAAGAGGGAAACAGAGACUGAUGAAGGUGAAGAAACAGAGAGAGACCCUCAGAUCACUAAUGGGUGAAUCCUUCCAUCUGUCAGAUCUGAGGAUUGUUCUGCUGGGUUACAAACCAUCUGGGAAGAGUUCAUCAGGAAACACCAUCCUGGGCAGAGAGGAGUUUGACCUGAGGACAUCUGCUCAGUGUGUGAAGAAACAGGGAGAAGUAGCAGGGAGGCAGGUCACUGUGGUUGACACUCCAGGAUGGUGGGAAUAUGAUUCUCUAAAGGAGACUCCUGAGCUGGUUAAACAGGAGAUCAUGCUCAGUGUGUCUCUUUGUCCCCCAGGACCCCACACUCUCCUCCUGGUCAUACGGGUGGAUGUAUCAUUAACUGGGGAACACAGAAGAUCAGUAGAGGAACACCUGGGUCUUCUCAGUGAGCUGGUCUGGAGUCACUCUAUAGUGUUGUUCACCAGAGGGGACUUUCUGGGAGACACAACCAUUGAACAGCACAUUGAGAGUGAAGGGAAGGACCUCCAGUGGCUUGUUGAGAAAUGUGGAAACAGGUAUCAUGUUCUCAACAAUAUAAACAGGGGUGAUGGAACUCAGGUCACAGAGCUGCUGGAGAAGAUCGAGGAGAUGGUGGCAGGAAACGGAGGACAUUGGAAACCACCCCCUCCAUCACAGAACAUAGACCAUCAUCCUCCCAGUAGCAUGAGUUUGGAGGAAAACCAGGACAAAACAUUGCUACCAAAAAAGGGAGCUUGGAGCAUCGAAAUCUAUCCACCAAGCAUGAGUGGAGAAAGCAGACCCGACACUGGAUAUGGUUCUGAACAGAUGUCUGAGGAUGGAUCCAAGACGGACCCUCUGCCUCGGCCUAGAAGAACCAUGGAAGGCAUGAGUUUGGAGGAAAACCUGGACAAAACAUUGCUACCAAAAAAGGGAGCUUGGAGCAUUGAAAUCUAUCCACCAAGCAUGAGUGGAGAAAGCAGACCCGACACUGGAUAUGGUUCUGAACAGAUGUCUGAGGAUGGAUCCAAGACGGACCCUCUGCCUCGGCCUAGAAGAACCAUGGAAGUGAGUGGAGACAGCAGAGCUGAGUCUGGAUAUGAACAGAUGUCUGAGGGUGGAUCUGUAGGUGAACCGCUGCUAAACCCUCAGAGAAAGAUGUUAGACUUCAUUUCUGAGGAUCUAGAGGAUCUUCAGUAGUAGACUGGUAUCAUGUUGUGGUUCUUCAGUAGUAGACUGGUAUCAUGUUGUGGUUCUUCAAUAGAAGACUGGUAUCAUGUUGUGGUUCUUCAGUAGUAGACUGGUAUCAUCUUGUGGUUCUUCAGUAGUAGACUGGUAUCAUGUUGUGGUUCUUCAGUAGUAGACUGGUAUCAUGUUGUGGUUCUUCAAUAGUAGACUGGUAUCAUCUUGUGGUUCUUCAGUAGUAGACUGGUAUCAUGUUGUGGUUCUUCAGUAGUAGAUGGAUAUCAUCAAAUUAUAUUUUUAAUGAUGAUCACAUUUUUAAACAUUGGGACUAGGGCCAUA
Molecule: messenger RNA, 2439 nt
Organism: Esox lucius (northern pike)
Lineage: Eukaryota; Metazoa; Chordata; Actinopteri; Esociformes; Esocidae
Product: GTPase IMAP family member 8
Exons: 10
Coding region: 271-2115 (614 amino acids)
Molecular function (GO): GTP binding
Source: RefSeq, a predicted model, not a curated record